Messenger RNA from Paramacrobiotus metropolitanus, 2423 nucleotides. RefSeq names its product trace amine-associated receptor 7g-like. Lineage: Eukaryota; Metazoa; Tardigrada; Eutardigrada; Parachela; Macrobiotidae. Gene Ontology annotation, molecular function: G protein-coupled receptor activity. Gene Ontology annotation, cellular component: membrane. Gene Ontology annotation, biological process: G protein-coupled receptor signaling pathway. The transcript has 8 exons. Bases 69 to 1949 code for a protein of 626 amino acids. The record is from RefSeq and is a predicted model, not a curated record.
CUAUUGUCAUCCAGUAGCUGAAAUGAAGUUUUAUUGCAUAACGGGAAAACAUAUGCCCCAUCGGCGGUAUGUGUACAUGUCUUGCCGGGUGUGAAGUCUUGCAAUUAAUUAUUCAAAUCAGAAGACACACCCGGCGCAAACGAAAUGGAUACCAUCCUGAGAAGCGCGGCAUAAGUUGGCAGUACUGCCGAAGGAGAAGUGCGUCGUUAUCGUCGUCAGAUGAGAAUUCCCUUUGUGCACUGGAAAGUAAUUUUUCACGUGUGCAAUCUUCGGAAACAAUCAGCGUGCUCCGCAGAAAUUAUCACAAUAUGGUCGCCAAUAUGUCACACAGUCCAGCUAAUCAGCACGAUGAAUUAUUCUAUCUGCAUCCUCCAAUAAAUUACGUGCUGGCGGCCUUCUUCGGAUUCUUGAUUGUGUUCAGUGUCACCGGAAAUCUCCUGGUCCUGAUGAUCAUAAUGCGAUUCAGAAGGAUGAGGACACGAACAAAUAUGCUUCUUGCCAAUUUAAGCGCAAUUGAUCUGUUGACAGGCCUCCUUACGAUGCCCUUUUCCAUGAUAACAGCCAUAAAUGGAGGAUGGAAACUUGGUGAAACGGCUUGUCAGAUCAACGGCUUUUUGAAUGCUCUUUUUAUCAGCGCGUCCAUUCAUACGCUUAUGUACAUAAGUAUCCAUAAAUAUUUCUCCAUUAAAAACGUGUUUCAUGCCAUACUAACCGCCCGGCACAUCUGGCUGAUGAUGGGAGCGACAUGGAUUUGGGGAAUUCUCUUUGCAAUGGGACUUGUUGCUGGUUGGACGUCAAUUGAGUACAAAAUCGGGACAACACAGUGUGGCCCGAAAGUGCCGGAUCGUAAUAAUGUCCGCGAAAGCAGCCACUCAAUCUUCACCUCAGUAUCAAAUUUUGUUAUUCCAAUGAUAGUGAUACUGUUUUGCUAUGUGUCGAUCUUUCGCACCUUCCGCCGUCAUAUCGACAACCUAAACAAGGAAGACCAAAAAGUGGACAACGUCGCGUCCGCACAACAACGUGCUGUGCUGCAGCAGAAGAAAAUUGCAAUUACACUGAUUAUUGUUUUGGUUGGAUUCUUCAUCUGCGUGGCACCUUACGUUACUUAUUCUUCCGCUAUCGCUUUUGCCAAAGACAAGCUAACUAUACCAAAAAUUUUUAAUCCCAUGGCGUACAUUUGCAUGUACUUCGCCAGCUGUAUUAACCCGGUUAUCUACGCCCUGCGAUCCCAGGCCUUCCGGACAGGCUAUAAGAACUUUUUCCGCUUAUGUUGCCGACCUCAGAAGAAGCGACCGUUGCAGCGUGCCGUGCCGGCACUCCAUGAAUCACCAGACACCGGCAGCAAAUCAAAGUCAUCCACUUCCGGCUGGCGACGUUUCUCCAUGGCGAUCCAUGAUGCGUGGCACACUCUGGGUGGCAGUCGUGAGACAUUGGCAUCCAGCGUCCGUUCACGACAAGGCUCCAUCUUCGCCAACGUCUCCAUUCAUCAUCCCCAUAAAUAUCACUUGGCCGGCGUUGCACAUGAUUUCCCACAAAAGCCCCAUAUGACCCUGACACGCAAGGCAAAUAGCCUGGAUGGCGGUUUGCCGGCUGCGGUGGCCGCCGCAAUGGAGAUCGAUCAGCUUUUGCCUCCCAUGGGGGUUGCGGGCGUCGAUAGUGUAUCACACCCGCGUCUCUUGGCCACUUACCGGCGCCAGAGUUCGACUAUCCUCGAGGAACGCAGUAGCCAACUGGCUAAUUGGACAUCGGCGAAGAAUCCGGAUACCGACUCAGGGAAAGCGGAAAGCGAUGGGGAAAUACAGGAUGGACAUUAUGAAAUACUGCGACGUGGCGAGCGAGCGUACAGCCUGCAUGGUAAUAAUGACACCCGUGCGCUGCGAAUAAAUCCAACCGUACCGCUAAGCGCCAGCAAAUAUACAACUCCUGCGCUACCGGUGGAUUUUGUUUGAUUAAUUACCAACGAUUUGUGGCUGUUGUUUGUUGCGAAUUUGCAAAAUUACAAAUCUUGACAGCAGUUCGCUAACUGUACGAACACUGUACUGCAUACGCUGUUUUGUAAUAGUGCGAAUAAUCUUAAUUAUUAGUCUUAAUUAUUUUUGGUACUCCUAGUGAUACCUCAUACUGCUACUUCGUUGACAGACGAAGUUGCAGUUGUCCGCUUAAAAUCUACUCUAUUGUCCGCUUAAUAUCUACUUUAUUGUAAAAAUGUAUGCGUCGCUGCACCUGUAGUUUGUAGUCGAUAUUUAUGUGUCCUUUUUGUGUUAAUUUUCAUAGAUAAUUUUCGUGAUCCAAGUUAUAGCUAGUUCAUGACUAGAGAAUCAGAUCUCCAAAGUGUUUUACGAUUAUUUUGUCGUUAAUAUUGUUGUUUCUGUGUUACAAACACUGUUCUUCUUUGUGCAUUUCGUGUUAUUAAAUGUGCCAUA